AUAAGAUUUAUGUUGGAGAAUAACUGCCAGAAGAUGACUCUGAGUGACUGGUGUUAAAUGUACACAAUAUGUGACAAAUUCAAAAAUGUGUAUAAACAUAUAUCUUCGUGUCCCUUAUGUAAACUUUCCUGUAGUCCCCUCAGGCAUGUCCCCUUGUUGACAUUCAGUUUAAAUGCUCUUGCAAGAUGUAGUCUGCCAUGUCUUGAGACACACAAAAAUUCUCAUGAAAUUUCAUGUUUGAUUCUCUCCAUGUGGGAAGUCUAGUAGUUUGGAGCAGGGAACGAUGCAAAUGCGCUAAAAGCGUGAAACAGCAGCCAAGUGAAUCGAUUUGCAGGGAUUAAGAUAAAAAACCGCCCUGCUCUGAUGGGGUUUAGAGGGCUAAAUCUUGGGAUUAUGAUGUCAGGUCAGACGCUGUUGUGGGAGAGGAAAUUGAAUUGUCAAAGGGAAUCUGGCAGCCAGGAUUAUGCCACAGUCAGUGUGGUGAUGGCAAGAGUCAGAUCUGUGUCUGCCCAGUGGUUCCUAGGAUGUGACUACCAUGGAAUUGGAUUUUCCACUUUAGAAGAGGAGGAAUUCCAUACGGAAUCUGCACACUUUGGAUUGGGACAGCUAGUUGAAACAGAGCCGUAUGUAGGCACAAUGUUACAAAUGAGGCUUUACAUCUGCUGACGCCAGCACUUGCCAUAGACGGGUUAACCAAAACCAGCAAGAUGAAGGUGAAAUGGACCCAACUGGGCCUGGUGUUUUUCUUACUGCUGUCCAUCAUCAUGACUUCUUGCUUCAUUUGGCAGUACCAGCUGCCCAAGUUAGUUCUAGAAGAAAGUAAUGGGGAAAGAUCCAAAUCUGUGAGAAUGUGCCCUCGCUUCCCGGAGCCCACACCUCUUGAACACCCCAUCCCCCCUUUGAAGGAUGCGCUUGAGAAGGUUGAUGCACUUCUGCGCAAUAGCAUCAACCCCGUCAGUCUGCCCUCAUUGUCAGCUAUUGUUACUUACAAUGACACAGUACUGUGGACAGGGAACUUCGGCAAGAGAAAUGGAAGUGAUCCUAACUCUGCACCACCAAAUGAAUACACCAUUUACAGAAUUGCCAGUGUAUCCAAGAUCUUUCCCACCCUGAUGCUGUAUCGGCUGUGGGAAGAUGGCAAAGUGGGCUCUCUGGAUGACCCACUGGAGAAGUAUGUGGACAACUUCACCAUUAAAAACCCCUUGGGCAAAAGCAGAGACUCUGAGCUGAAAUACGUCACUGAUGGGCUGAUCUUCCUUGACAGCGGUGAGGUUCAAAUCCGAUCGUCCUCUGUAACAUUAAGAAGAAUGGCCAGCCAGCUUUCUGGUCUACCCAGAAGACUCCGUGGAACUAAUUUACUGUGGAAAGGGAAGACCAAGGCUGCAAUCAACCUCCUGCAAGAUGAUGUGCUCGUUGCUGAUCCAGGGACCAAAUGUCACUACAGCAAUUUGGCGUUCUCUUUGCUCGCCCAUGUCCUAUCUGAGAGAGUUGUGGGUAUCAAUUAUCAGCGAUGGAUCACGGAUAACAUUCUGGGCAGGCUGGGAAUGGAGGACACAGGGUUUGACAUCAACCCUGGUAUCCAAAGUCAAAUGGCUUUAGGUGUGUACGCCAGUGGCCAAACAGCACCUCUUUAUGACUUGGGUUGGUACCGCCCCUCGGGCCAGAUGUAUUCAACAGCUGCUGACAUGGCUAAAUUAUCAAUGAUGUUACUGGGAGCCUAUCACCGCAAGCUAUUGAAGCCUGACACUUUAAAAAUUAUGCUAACCCCUCUGUUCCGCUGCAACAAAGACUACUUCGCCAACCGCACCGGAACACCGUGGGAAGUGAAAGAACAGAUGGGUUAUGAAGUGCUUCGCAAGGAUGGUGAUCUAGAUGGCUACUCCGCUACAUUCUCUCUGGUGCCUCGGCUUAAGCUAGGAUUGGUGGUGCUAAUGGCAGGUACACAGCCACAGAACCAGGAUAUGGUUUCAAAGGCCUACUCGCAUAUCAUUCCCGCCAUAGAGAGGGCCUUCAGGGAGGCCAGGCGGUUUCUUAUUCCUCCCCCCAGUCCUGCACCCUACGUCGGCUUUUACACUUACGGCAACAUCACGUUUUAUGAGAUUAAAGCAGGGCCAGAUGGUGUCUUGAUCAUGCAGCAGUUUGGACCUCAAAUAGAGGAUCUCAUCCCUGAGCGGUACCAGACCAUAAAAUUGAAUUACCUAGUGGACCGAGUCUUUAGAGUUGUGUUUGAGAAAGAAUAUCCUUGCGUGCUGCGUGUCAACACCGCAUCCGUGUCCCUCGAAGCUCAAGACGGGCAGCUGUUUAACUUUUAUGUCUUUGACAAGAAAGGCGUGUCUCCUGGAUUCGAUGCUCCAGGGCUCAACACAUAUAAUGUGAUUAGAAUAUCCCGCAGACCUACAUUCUCUAACUGAGGAUGAAAUGGUUACUGAAAACUGUGCUCUGAGACACUGGGGGUUUAUAUACAAGCGAUUGAAUCAAAUCAUAACAGUGGAUGGUUAUCACUGUCAUUGUUUUUCCUGUAAUAGCUAGUUUACCCUGUGAAAUUUCAGCAUAACCUAUAUUUGCACAUACGUU
Sinocyclocheilus anshuiensis is the source of this 2574-nucleotide messenger RNA. RefSeq names its product putative beta-lactamase-like 1. The transcript has 7 exons. NCBI's taxonomy places the organism in Eukaryota, Metazoa, Chordata, Actinopteri, Cypriniformes, Cyprinidae. Bases 708 to 2411 code for a protein of 567 amino acids. The record is from RefSeq and is a predicted model, not a curated record.